Molecule: messenger RNA, 9157 nt
Organism: Amoebophrya sp. A25
Lineage: Eukaryota; Dinophyceae; Syndiniales; Amoebophryaceae
Source: the annotation of a GenBank genome assembly
GAACCACACCAUGAAGCGACAGCGAGCGUGCUUCCUGAACGUGGUGAGAUUUCUUGUUUUUUUUGCAUAGAAAGCUUAGCUGCGUACUUGGCAAGCAAGCAAGAUGUGUGUUCAGCAACUUGCGCGAGAGACAAAAUGACACCCGACAUGAGCAGGAGAGAGGGAAAGAGAGAUAGCAAAGGAAGUGUGACAGCACAGAGACUGUGUGAACUUUAGUCGAGAUGUUGAGGUCGUGUGCAACUCGAAUUUAUGUCGACUCCCAAAUUCAGCUGGCCGGUUUUUGACUCAAAUUGAUGAAAGCGGGGGAUCAAAGCAGGAUGUUUACGCCUGUAGAAGCUGUAUAAUCUUGUUAUUAGAAAGAAAGGCAGGAUGUUGGUAUUCUUGGGUGUACAGCAUAGGUCGUUGGUAUUUCGAGUUCUUUUGGCGAGUUAUCAUAUUCGUGUUACCUCAGUAUCAUGAGUAUCUAUCGUUGGUUCUGAAAGCACUUACUCAGAGAGAUGAGAAGGCAGCAGAAUCAAAUUCAACUUUUGAGUAGCUUGUGGUUGUUUAGUCUUAUGUUCCUCUUGAAGAAAUGGUCAAUGUGAAAAAUAUGCGGCGGAUCGACCGCAUGCUCAUUCCUCCGUUUGGGAGGGAGGACUAGUCAAUCUCUCGUCCUGUACUGUAAUGGGCGGGACUAGCUAUUACGAAUAACUCGUCCAACAAGGAAGGAGAGGACGGGAAUAUCUCGUCGCCUGAGGACCGCCUUGGCCGCAAGGAAGGAGUGGACGGGAAUAUCUCGUCGCCUAACAAGGACCGCCUUAGCCGGGGCCCUUGUUCGAGGGCUCCUUUGUUUGUUGACGGAGGUAGUUGCGCACGACGUUUGGCGGCACGCGAAGAGAGGCAGUCACCACGCGGAGGACAGCAAGGACAAGACCGUCAGAAGGCUCAGGACGAUAAACUACACGUGCAAGAAAUAGGUAUACGAGCAGUCACGUGGAGGUUUUUUUAGGGUGUAGUUGACACUCAAGGAGAGCAGUAGGUACAAACCGCCAGAUACACAACGAGAAGACUUCUUCUUCAGUGGGACCAACGGCAAAAAACUUCUUUCUCAGUGCAACGACACCUAAAAGUGCAACGGGAAGCAGUCUAAAAGCAGGAAGCAGUCUAAAAGCGUCCUCCAGUACCAUUGAGCAGUGAGGACCACGACGAGGACCAGGUGGACGACCUCCAUGAGAGGGAACAGCACUUGUUGUAUUCAAUUACUAGAAGCAACAGUUGUUGUAUUCUACAACUAGAAGAAACAUCGCGACCGGGUACAACUUCUUCUCGUUCAUUAUCUACAGAAGGAGACCACAGAGAAGAAGACAACACUGCUGCUUCUAGUUCUACAGAAGUAGGCACUCUAGUCGUGGACAGCAGUUCCCUUACUACAGUGGGGACAUCACUUCCAAGCAUUCAUCUACAGUGGAGACGACGGGAGUCCUCCUCGGAGCAUCAAAUAAGCAACAGGAGUGACCUAGGCACUCUUCUUCUAGUUCUACAAACACUCUUCUUCUAGUUCUACAGACACCUCCAGUGCAACUACCUCUUGGUCUUGUGAGGCACAUCAAUCACGGGAUCAACCAAUCACUCAGUCGAUCAAUCCAAGCAUCAAAGGAUGGCAGAAGCAGGUGGAGAGGGUAAGGCGGGCGAACGCCGUCUGAGUAACGGCACCAUGGAGCACCUCAAGGCGAUCGAGUCGCUGCAAAAGGCGACUUUGUCAGAAGCCAAGGCUCCAGCAAAGAAAAAGCCAAAGGAUAAAAACAAGGUAAAAACUCACUGUUUUGUUGUAAUUACAGGAUUAGCCUUUCUAAUUCUAUUGUAGUAAACCCUAGAUGAAGACUUUCCUGCAUGAUUAUGAUUGUAAUUAGGAUUAGCCUUGUGUUGCUGAGCAGCAAUUCUUUGCGUAUCAAAUCUUGUAUUUUUUCGUCAUCGUCUGACUGAAAAGCGUAGGUCUUCUAGGAAGUCCAAGAACUAGACAUCUUUGCAAAUCAUCUUCCCCUCUGAAAUCUCUACAGGCUCCUCACGUUCCAAAGAUGGACAUCGACAAGAGGCACAAGAUCAUCUUGUUUGGAAGGAUAUACAAAGGAGUAGACGCAGACGAGGAGAGGCUUUAUUCUUUUACGCAUCAAAGAGCAGACGGCGUGAUAACAGAGGGUUACAUACCAGUAGGCUUCUUGUCGAUGCUCCCAGUGGAGGAUGAACAUCUGUACUGAUCUUGUACCUGUGGACGUUGUACCUUGGUAAGAACUAUGUUUGGCUGACGAUGGAGGUAAGCAAGGAUUUAGAUUUGAACUUUUGUUCAACGUGAUCAUACUUUAAACAAGGUCCUCGGACGCUCAACACGAUGGCCGUGCAACGACCUGACGCCAAAGUCAUUUCAUGAAUUCGCUCCAUCUUCGUUCACAAAUUUAUUGAAUAAAGGUUUUUCGCCGUCCGAAAGACUCCGAUGGGUCCCGAGUUUCAAGUGGCGCAUAAGACUGAGAAAAAUGUAGUAUGCGACUGGGAUCUGAACCCAGACGCGAUGUGGGGCAAUGUGGUGACCAAUUUCGACCGAAGGGACCUCUUUAGCGAGAAAACCAUGAACUAUCUCGAUGCGGAUCCCUUUGUUAAGAAUACCAAGUUGCUACAACUGUAAGUACAUUGCAAGAAUUGCAUCAACUUAGUAAUCUUUUCUUGAGGAGGUAUCCACAGUAUUUUGGAUGUAGCAGAGGUAAUACAAUGCUGUCACCUGUAAGUCUGUAGUACUACUACGACCACCUCCUAGUAACAACCAGAAGGAGGUGGGAGGAUGUUGGAUAACAAGGUGAGUUCUUGCUUUCCAAAACACUUCCAAGACCAACAGGAAGUAGAAGAUCCUAGUCUGAUUCUAAUUCUCUCUGAGAAGAAGGGCUCUAAUUCUCUCUUGUUUGGCGUGGACGACCUGAUCACACAGAAAGCCUUGCGAAAACUGGACAAGUUUCCGGUGCUACUGUCAAGAGGGGUCAAGCCAGAUAGCGACGAAUGGUAUUGUUCUUGAUGGUUAGCACUCUACGUCAUGGUAUUGUUCUUCAUCUACGUCAUGCUUCUCUUCCAUUGCUUGUUUUUGAGGACGACCUAGAUGAAGUGAAGGAUCGUAUUGGUAAUCGAUCAUGUUGAUUGUAAGAUUUUUUAGUUAAUGUUACUGUAAAAAUGUAAAUGUUGUGUACAAUCUAUGCGUACUGUAGUCGUUUCUUUUUUCUUUACAGUUAGUGCAAGCACCUCCUGCAGCUAACUCAAUCCUAAUACAUUCUUACUCCUCCGAAAUACUGAUCUUAGAAAGUCCUAGGUUCAUCUUAUUAUUGCACCUUCGUCCUGACAUGGAUACAUACUUAAUCAAAAAGGUUUGCCUACCUCGAGUUGGAUCCUCUAGCGGAUGAGCCACUGGGCUGGAUCGUGCAGAGCUUGGCAGAAAUGGAACUGCCCGCUCCAUGGACUUCCUACAAGGGUGUAGGAUCUAUUGUUAAGGCUCUCACUAAUUCAUCGUUGAGUCAAAGAAGGAGAAUUAAGUCUAAAGCCGCCCAGGCGUCAAAAGAUACCUCCAGAACAGGUAAAUGAAUGAUCUUCCUCCGAGCCGGUAUGUAGUCGUCGAAGACUUUGGCGACUACAUGGAAGAUCUUCUUUGAGAACAACCAUAUGCGUAAGAAGUAGAAGUCCCUGAGCAAGUAUGUCCCUGUCUCAGGGAGAAAUACUCUUCAAGGCAGCUUGACGCAGUUCAAGGCUUGACGCAGUUGAAAGAUGAAUUGCGGAGAAGUCUAAGAUUCUCUGUUUCUUGAAUCACCAGACAGGGAGAUCAACAUGGAAACACCCAUUUUACGACUAUUUUGCGCAAUUGAAGCACUUCGCAACAACAGCAUCGCCUGAACAUGUGAAGCAGGUACUUGUUAUAGAUCUUAAAAAGUGUGUGUGUUGGUGCUGACGUGAGUUUCUAGCUAGCGCACGAGCUGAAAAUCAUUUGUUGUUCUUUGCUGUAGGUGUUGAACUCACAUACAAUCUUCCUGCUCGUCGUCACCAUCAGGUCUUGAAUUACCCUAGAUUUAAGACAGAAUCAUCUUCAUUUUCUUUCAUGAAACAUAACCUUCUCCUUCUCUCAUCCCGAUCCUAGUGCCGCUUAAACCGAUUGAUAUGGAGUUACGAGACGCAAGGACCGACCGGCAGUCUCCAGGAGCCACUGGUCAGUCCAGAGUACAUCGAAAAUUUAGCGGAGAUUAUGGGAUACGACCUAGCAGCAGAGCCAUAUAUCGUCAGGGACUUGAAAACGUAAUUUGAAUUGUAGUUUUUUUUUGACCAUGAACCAAGAGCAAGACUAAGAUCGUCAUCUUCAUGAGCGAGGUACCCCUUAAAAAAAUUAUGAAUUUGAAUUUGAAGCGAGCAGCCGAAGUCGGGUGUCGAUGUUUUUUUGGUGUAAAAAGUGUGUGACGAUUCCAAUGUUGAACGCUUCAGUGUCACUCCAAUGCAACAGUUCAUCUUAUGCUACUUCGUUCACGUCAUAGUCAUGCCUAAAGAACUUUUUAGUUUUUCACUGUUUUCUCUCUCUCAGAUACAUCAAAAUUUUCGGUCAUUCGUAUCGAACCAACGAAGAAGUUGCGAUAGAAGACGUCUUUGCCUUGGAAGAAGCUGUUAGAUUGAAUAGGUCUAGGACCGACUUAAUCCAGGACACGUGGAAGGGACUUAGGGAUUUGCCAACGAAGGAAACCUAUAAAACCGCGAAGAGGCUGUACGACGAGGAGAAUGAAAUUAUCAGGAAAUUGGCGAGUGGUACUUUCUUCUUCACUUGUGGAGUAUGGACAUGCUGGAAUAUCAAUUUUGUACACUCUUUGGCUAAAUGAAGGCGUUACUUGUUGACGAUUUCAACUGCAAUUCCUGGUCCAAACAAAGAUUCAUUUGGGCAAUCUCAACAAACAAGCUGUAUUCCUCUCCAUCACCAUCUCCAUCUCCUGUUACAACCUCCUCAUCUCACCAGGUGAAGUCAUGUGCGUCGAGUGCGACAGUGUAGCUCUGUCCUAUUGUACAAUGUUCGAGGACUAUAUGUGCUUGGCUUGCUUCGCGAGAUUGCACCAAAAGGGCCACCGAAAAGACGCAAAAGCCUAUAAAUUAGAGGUCUGCACGAUGUGCAAAUCGAAAGCAGCGAAAUUGCAGUGUGGGUAUACCUUAUGGUCAAUACAGCUCACGACUUGAAUAUGAACACGUAAUUGUGAAAUUAUUGCAGUGUGGAAGAUAUACCCUAACAAAGGCUGCUCUAGUUCUCACACGAAUAUGCAUACUCAUUUAGUUCAACUGAACCUGAAGAAUAUGAUAACUUCAACAUUUUCAUGUCUGUGUCAUCGUACUGCAACAACAAGCUACUUCCGGUAGCACUCCGGCCUCUAAUUUUCGGGCGGCUUUUUUGCCUGGAGUGUUUUGCAAUGAAGCACAUCAAGGCACUUCCCCCUCAUGUUAUGGUCAAUGUUUACACUCAUUUCUAUUAUCCGACCGCAACUGCAACGUGGCGGUCCUGUUUCUCCAUAGAAUACGAGGGUACUACGGAUACCGAGAUGGGGAGAGCUACGAGAUGAGUUUAAGCGCUGCUCUCUAAUUAUGCCAAGGAGAUUGCACCAACGAAGAUACACUACCAGAAGAUGGCUCCGCCUAAGGCACCUACGGAAGAGGAGCAGGAUGAAGGAUCGAGUGAUGAAGAAUCAGAAGUGGAUAGCGAACUGGGUGUCCUUGGAGCACAAUGGGCGCCUUUCUUCGAUGCGAAAGGUAACUACACUUCGACUUUUUCUUACAUUUUCAGGAUCCUCAUCGUGGAAAAGAAGUGCUGUUGCUAGUUUUACUAGUUGUAGAAGAUUAUACACUGAGUCAUGUUACUGCUCCUGUUCGAUGCAAAUGGGGCUAUCACAAACGAUAGCAAUAGGGGCGAAAGGAUGCAUACAGGACAUAGUACUCAGUUCCAGAUGCUAGUUUGUCAAGAAGUAUUGGACGAGAUAUUCACGAUCAGAUUCAGAAUCUGCUUCUUUUGAGUCUAAGGAGUCUUCGAGACGUUGAACCUUUGAAUCUUUGAAUCUUUGAGACGUUGAAAGGUUGGAAGUUUGAAUCUUUGUGACGUUGAAAGGUUCAAAGUUUGAAUCUUUGAGACGUUGAAAGGUUGGAAGUUUGAAUCUUUGUGACGUUGAAAGGUUCAAAGUUUGAAUCUUUGAAUCUUCGAGAAGUUGAAAGGUUGGAAGUUAGAAUCUUUGAGACGUUGAAAGGUUGGAAAUUUGAAACUUUGGAACCAUGAAAUCUUAAGAUUCUGAAAGACUCAUGAAUUUCACAAUUUGAAAUUUCAAAAUCCUUCUUAUAUCCAAGAAAUUUCAGUUAUAUCGCAAAAAAAUGAAAUUCAUUUCCUGACGAACGCUUUGACAGAGACUACGAAUCUGACCAAAAUCAUGGAUAUGGACAAGUUUCUUGAAAACCAGUACAGUACCCUGCGCUGCACUGGAUUUCAUGUUAAGACACUUCUGGAAAGCAAACAAGUUGGUCGUGGUAGCUUUAGGUUCUAUCAAUCUAAGAUUUUUAGAGUUGGACUUCAUCUGUCAGUAAUACUGCAUGAGAAUCAAAGUGAUACCAACAAGCAUAAGGUGCUGCUAUUUGACGCCAAGCAAGCAUACUCGCAUCAAGCACAAGCUGCAUUUUCUUCGUUGGAUGCUCGUGGUGGAUGUUGCGAUUGAUUACUAACUACAUCUACGCCAAUUUCAACGAUUUUGAUGCAAAUUCGAAUCAGAUUCUCGUGCUCUUUCCGGUUCACAAACAACAGCACAACAUCAUCCUCAUUUCUCAAUCGGCACUAGUUAUCAUCAACCCUCUUCUAUGUAUCUGCACGAGUUUUCUUCAUCAACAAUCACGAUGAUCGUCGUGAUUGCGUUACUACGUAAACUUCUUGUCAUAUGAUUGCAUCAAGAUUAACCUUUUUAACACUAAUAUAACUAUUCUAUCUUACAAAUGCACCAGGCUAUCUUACUCUAUCUUAUCUUCCUCUAACCUAUCCACAUCCACGGCCUACAGUUUUAUGCAACCUUCCUAUCCCCAACGGAUCCCCUUCCAGGUAUUCAAUUUUACUACAACUUCGCAACUGGUGAACGCAUGCGACGGAGCCCUAGGGCUAGCAGUGGGGACAGUGAGGCCUCAACCCCGCAGUCGAAGAGGAAGGAAGCCAGACACGGCUUGCAGAUGGAUGAUGCUCUAAGUGACAGCAUAGCUGAAGAUGGUACCUACUUAGUUAUAUUUUAGUGCAUGAAGAUCAUUGUUCCUACGGUUCUCAAUGGAAUGGCAUGAAGAUGAUCAACAUCAUCGUUGUAACAGUCUUUUAUCAGGCAGGGGAAGCUACAUGUUGUAGUUCUGACUGUGAAUUUUUGUUCUCCCGGAUCCCGCGACCUACCAUACACAGGUCUGCUAGAUGCCCUCGAAGAAGAUGAAGGUGUCUUAGGCCAGAGCCAGAAGAAGAAGAAUCGGCUAGUCAAAGAGCCUCCGACGUUGCAUCCUCGACCCAUAAAGCCGCCGUAUAGGACGAACCCUCUGAGUGAGGGCCAUCGUGUCAGUCCGAAAAUUAAGGCAGGACUCAAACUACAAUUUUCAGGAAGCUAGCAAAGUUUCUAUCAGUCUCGAUAGAGUUUUUGAUAAAUUCAAUAUCAAACAGUGUACGAACGAUUGAACGUACUGAAGCAAGUGGUGAAAAUCCAGGUAGGUGUAGAUGAGGCAACAUCGCUCGUUUUUUCUUACUCUUGUGCAAUAACAGGUGGAUGAAAACGGGUCUUUAUAGGUGAGAUCUAAGACAAGAGGUGGCGGGAAGAGCGUGUAUCUGAGCGACUCACCUGCGACGGAGAGUGCUCGAGGACGCGGAAAGGCACUGUCAAAUACUGAGCCGAUGUCGGACUGAGAUGUGGGGACUCGCUCAUUCUUGCUUCUGUAGAUGAAUAGCGUGAAGAAUCUUGAUAGUACACCAGCAAAAGAAUAAGAUGAAUUACUCCAAAAUACAACUUACUACCUUGUUUUAGCCAUCAAGAAAACGUGAUUUAUUGUUGCACCCGAGAAUAUAGCCUAUUUUCAUAUGCUGAUGCUUGUUGAGCUGAUUUACUUAAGUUAACAAUUACAAUGCCCAAAAAAUUAAUGGUUUGUAAAAAAGAAUGAAUGGAGCAUUAUCAACAUGAAGAUCCUAGCCCUGUCCACAUCCACAAGUUAUGAUCUACAACUAUUUUUAGCGCCGGGUGGUUUUGUUUUUGAGUGGGAUAAUGCACCUGUUGAACAAUAUGUCAAGGAAGACAGAGGAGGAUGUCGUUUUGUCUUGGUCUUCCACCGACUUCGGUCAAGAAACCUUUAAACUUGAGUCGUCAUGAAUGAACAAUAUGCUGAGUCACAGGAAUAGCCCAGCUAAUAUCAUAGCUGAUUUAGUUCGUGGAUAAUGAAUGAACUUUGAUUUCUGUAAUGCUGGAUAGGUGAUAAUCGUUGCAUGAGGAAUUUCGAAAUCAUUGUUGUCUGUCUUAAAUGAACAAUUCAUACUGCUCUUUCAGCAAAGAACUAAGUAGCAUGAUGGCGUCUUCAAAGAUCAAGCGACGAUUGGUUGCAAAAAUUGGUGCAGCAGGUCGAGCAUGUACCAUACGAUGAGUUAUUUAUAGUUUGUUAUCCACGUCCACCUCGUCCUCUGGUUUAGAAUAUUGUACAGAAGAAGAGUUUGUCGUCCCCCCGGACGAGGAGAUGGUCAGGCAACAUGAAGAGAUAGCUGGUACGAGAUGGCCCUACAUCUCUUCAAUCUCAUGUUGUCUCCUGUACGACUUUAAUGGAGUCAAAAAUUCUUGUAUAUUACCUUUGUGGAUGAUGUCAUGACGAUUUACUACUAUCAUGAACUAAAAAAAAGGACUAAAAGCGAGAUUCUACCAUCUGGUUGUUGUAGUUGCACUUCUGCACAGAAGUGGAUAUAGAGGCUUCAAGAUGAAAUCUUCAUCUAUCUUUUGAUAUGGGCUAUUAUUGGGUAAAAAUGAGAACAAGGAAAAAUGCCAUGUUUAUAAUGCAUGAAUCAAGAUGACAACUACAACAUGAUCCUGUUGUUAGAAGAAAGUUGUCUUGUCGAACAGAGUUGAAAAACAAACAGGACAGCCGCGACGUGGAG